Strongyloides ratti is the source of this 1305-nucleotide messenger RNA. Its product is annotated as Astacin-like metalloendopeptidase. The record is from RefSeq and is a predicted model, not a curated record. The transcript has 4 exons. Gene Ontology annotation, molecular function: metalloendopeptidase activity. NCBI's taxonomy places the organism in Eukaryota, Metazoa, Nematoda, Chromadorea, Rhabditida, Strongyloididae. Gene Ontology annotation, biological process: proteolysis. Bases 1 to 1305 code for a protein of 434 amino acids.
AUGAGUUUUAUUAUUAAAUUAUGUUUUAUUCUUUUAUUUUUUUUUACAAUACUAAUUAAUUGUUCAAAAAAAUGGUCAAAUGGUAGGAUACCAUAUAUCUUAGAUCAAAAAUUAAGAAAAAAUAAUUAUCAAAAAAAAUCAUUAUUUAAUACAUUAGUAGAUCUAAAUAAUUUUACAUGUUUAAAAUUUAUUCCAAAAACAGAAAAUGAUACAAAUUAUGUUGAAUUUAGAUAUUAUUCAAGAAAUCCAAGAUGUUGGAAUUUUUUAACAUAUACAAAUGGUUUAAAUAUUGUGACUGCAGGUCCAUCGUGUCUUACACAAAAUAGUUCUGUUUAUAGGCAUAUUUUUACGGAUUGUGAUAUUCAGUAUAUUAAUUUAUUUUAUAAUUGUCCCAAAUUUAUUCCUCAAAUGUUAGAUUGUGACUCAUCAUAUACAAUACCUAUAGAUAAAAAAUUAAAAAAUCACUAUAAAUUUAAUGAAAAAAAACAAAAAUGGACAUCAUCAAAAAAUAUGAUAAAAAAAAUUCGUUCACAAAAUACAUUUAAUAUAACAAAUUUUGCAUCAGAAUAUAUUAAAAAUUUAAUAAAAUUAUAUAAAGAAAAAAAUAAAAUACCAUCAAAAUUAACUACAACAGAAAAAUAUCCGUUAUCUACUAUUAAAUCUACUACUAUGUAUAUUACUAAAACAACACCAUUUAUUACCACAACACCAUUAAUUUUAACUACAACGAUAAAUAAUAAUAUUUUACAGGAGACAACUACAACAAAAAAAACAAAUAUUACCAAUGAUAUUUGUGAAAUAAAUUGUAAUUUUAAUGCUUUUCUUAAAAGAUUAUUUGUAUUACAUAAUGAAAAUUUUUAUGUUAGAGAUACAAUGCUAGAAUCUGAUACAUUAUCACUUAAACAAUUACAAACGGAUAAUUAUUUAAUAAAAAGUGGUGAAGCAUUUAUUGCAAACAGUGAAAAUAAUGGUAUAUGUUCAUGUACAGUACCAUUAUAUCGUUUAUUUAAUAGUAUAAUAUCUGAUCAUUUUUAUACAACAAAUGAAACUGAAUUAAAAAGUGCAAGAACAUUAAAUGGAUAUAAAUUUGAAAAAAUUGAAGGUUACUGUACACAAAAUUUUGCAUGUGGUGCAUUAUUACCACUUUAUAGAUUUUACAAUCCAUUAAUUAGUGACCAUUUAUAUACAACAGAUGAAAAAGAGAUGCUAUUUUAUAGAAACAAUUUAAUUCAUGGAUAUUUUUUUGAAAAAAUUGAAUGCUAUCUAUGGGAUAGGAAAGAUGUUAUAAAAUAUUGUAGCAAAUAA